Molecule: messenger RNA, 3836 nt
Organism: Rhinopithecus roxellana (golden snub-nosed monkey)
Lineage: Eukaryota; Metazoa; Chordata; Mammalia; Primates; Cercopithecidae
Gene: ZFAND2A
Product: zinc finger AN1-type containing 2A
Exons: 6
Coding region: 302-841 (179 amino acids)
Biological process (GO): protein targeting to ER; proteasome-mediated ubiquitin-dependent protein catabolic process
Cellular component (GO): cytoplasm; endoplasmic reticulum
Molecular function (GO): zinc ion binding
Source: RefSeq, a predicted model, not a curated record
GUUGGGGCGCGCCCGGAAACCCAAAGGCCGAGACGGCUCUCAGAUCCGGCGCCUGCAGAUAAAUGGCCGUAGGCCGCUGGCGGCGCGAUGUCGCGUUUAGCUGUGGGCGUAGGUGUGCGUCCGACAGUGUGUCGGUCCCAGUGUCGAGGUUCUUUCUGCGUCGCUACCCGGAGCCGACUACGAAGGAGGACACCUGCGUCUCUGUCUCCUCCAUCUGUUUCUCACCGCAGCUGCCUGGGUCCCGCACGAGAGCCAGGUGAUACUUACCUCUGCGCUCUGCGUUUUGAGCACUGUUCUGGUAAUGGAGUUUCCUGAUUUGGGGAAGCAUUGUUCAGAAAAAACUUGCAAGCAGCUAGAUUUUCUUCCAGUAAAAUGUGAUGCGUGUAAACAAGAUUUCUGUAAAGAUCAUUUUACAUACGCUGCACAUAAGUGUCCGUUUGCAUUCCAGAAGGAUGUUCAGGUCCCAGUAUGCCCACUCUGUAAUACCCCCAUCCCAGUAAAAAAGGGCCAGAUACCAGACGUGGUGGUUAGCGAUCACAUUGACAGAGACUGUGACUCUCACCCUGGGAAGAAAGAGAAGAUCUUUACUUACCGUUGCUCAAAAGAGGGCUGCAAGAAGAAAGAGAUGCUGCAGAUGGCAUGUGCCCAGUGUCACAGCAACUUCUGUAUCCAGCACAGACACCCUUUGGACCACAGCUGCAGACACGGGAGUCGCCCUACUGUCAAAGCUGGGUGUUCACCCAUGACAGCCUCUGAAUCCAAGCCGCCGGGAGAUUUCCUUGCCCUGGCUCCUGGAGGGCUGGCCCAACGACUCAGGUACUGGUUCACCCAGCUCAUGUGAACGCAGUUAGGUCUGCGUGGGGUGCUGCAGCUCUUCCGUGGUGACCAUGGAAAGGCUGCGUCUAACUACAGUGUGACACGAUGCUCCAGUGGUGUGACUUCGUCAGGGUGGAUGAAGGACACAGGACUGGGGCCCCAAGUUACAAAAGCAGCUCACUCCACAAGCUCUCAGCAGCAGCAGCAUCGUAGAGCUGGUUUCUGAAACACCUUUCUGCCCUCCAAGAUCUUCAGACCAACACUGCUGCAUCAUCCAAGACAAACCUGAAGAGAGCUGUUCUUUGUUCUCUGUGGUGGGAAGUAGAGUGAUUAGAUCCUUCCCAUCCGCGCUGCUGUGUGGGUUGUUUCUACUCAGGUAACUUCCGCACUCGGGUACCCUCGUACUUCUAAUGGCAGAUAGCCUGAAACCUUGAAACUUUCCCAUUGAAACACAUACAUUAGGCUGGGCAUGGUGCCUCACACCUGUAAUCCCAGCACUUUGGGAGGGCAAGGUGGGUGGAUCACCUAAGGUCAGGAGUUCAAAACCAGCAAACGCCAGACGGCUCACUUGUGCGCUCUUCACCAUGUUGCCUAUUUAACGAUGUGGCUCUCUGGCCGAGAAGGGGGGGACGGACAUCCACCUACCUGGCUGAGGGUUCUUGUCCAGCGGUGGCCGUAGGCACUACUCAUUCCCUGAGGCACAGCUGUGCCUGUUCCUGACCUCCAAGGGGCUGGGACUCGCUGUGUGAGAGAAGGUGUGUCUUCCUGGACCAAUUGUCCCUGCCACAGCCAACUUCUUAAAACAGGCACAGUUCAGCCAGGCACAGUGGCUCACGCCUGUAAUCCCAGCAUUUCGGGAGGUGGAGGCAGGCGGAUCACCUGAGGUCAGGAGUUGGAGACCAGCCUGGUCAACAUGGUGAAACCCCAUCUCUACUAAAACAAAAAUUAGCCAGGUGUGGUGGCACACACUUGUAAUGCCAGCUACUCAGGAGGCUGUGGCAGGAGAAUCACUUGAACCUGGGAGGCGGAGGUUGCAGCGAGCCGAGAUUGGGCCACUGCACUGCAGCCUGGGAGACAGAGUAAGACUCAAUCUCCAAAAAAAAAAGCACAGUUGUCAGCAGCCAGCCAGCCUGAGGAUAGCUGCUUUGCACCUGGAUGUGAUUUCAGCACCAACAAAGUUGCAAAAUGCCACCUGUUGAAGAUGGCUCUGUCCAGUGACGAAGCAGUGGAAACUUCCAGAAGUGACUUAAACCGACAAUGGCAGGAUAGGGCUUCCUCAAGUACUGGAGAUUACAGGAGACUGGGUUUUAUAGGAUUGAAGAGCAGAAAGCCAAAAUAAUGCGGGGGAGGGGAGGGAGGCUGGAGUGUGAGGUCCACAGUCCUUCGUAGCUUAGAUGACAGAUGCACCCUUUGUGGCCUGACACUCUCCAUCACUGUCUGAUUUUGUGAAACGAUGAACACGGGUAACAUAAAUACUGGUCUUAGGUUUAUACUGACAGCCACUAUGCGCAUCGAGGGUGCAGUGAUUUCCUGGGAACUUAGAGGGUGCUGGAAUAAGGUGAAACAAAAUGCCCCCGAGUUCCGUCCUGAUCUGAACUGCCCUGGCCAUCCAGAUGUGCCCACCAGGCAUCCCACUGAGACAGUUCACAAAAACAGGAGCCACUGCAUUUUUUUUUUGGUUUCACCGUCUAGAAAUGUAACAGGAAGGGUUUGUAUUGUUUCCAUUUAUAAAAAGGUGAUCAUACCUGCAGUCGGGCAAACAAUGUUUCUGUCAAUGACAGACCAUGCGAUGAUGCUGUAUUUUCACUAUAAUUUUUUUUUUCAAUCUGUCACAAACUUGUUUGCUUUUAUUACUUUUAAUUGACAUAAUUGUACAUAUUGAUGGGUUACAUUGUGGUAUUUGGAGGAGUUUGAGACCAGCCUGGGCAACAUGGUGAAACCCUGUCCCCCCUAAAAAUAUAAACAGCCAGUCGUGGUGGUGGGCACCUGUAAUCCCAGCUACUUGGGAGGCUGAGGCAGGAAGAUUGCUUGGACCCGGGAGGCAGAGGUUGCAGGGAGCCAAGAACGCAUCACUCUACUCUAGCCUGGGUGACGGAGCAAGACUCCAUCUCAAAAAAAAAAAAAGGUAAAAAGCUGGUCACCCUUCAGUCCCACAGAACGCUGGGAUAUAAUCCUCCCAGCAGGCUGGACCACACCAGGCCUAGGUUUAGAAGCACAAACACGCAGCGCCGUGCCACAGUGGCCCACAGCAUUCAGCGCACUCACAUUCUGCACACGUUUGUUGCCUGGGAGCCACAGACUACACCCUACAGCCUAGGUGUGGAGGAGGCCGGACCAUCGGACCAUCGAACUGUCAGUCACUCUAGGGUGUUUGCACAAUGCAAUCACCUGACCACGCACAUCCCUGACACUAGGUGACAUGUGACUGUUUCUGUGCUUAUUUCAUGGGGUCUGUCCUAGGCUGGUGGUUCCCAAGCCCUAGCCUGUGUCAAAACACAGGGCUCCUUUCGGGAGGGUGCUGGACCCCACCCCGAGGCCCUGAUUCUGUGGUCUGAGGUGGACUCAGGUUUACACCUGGAGCUGCCUGGGUGACACGUCUGGUCUGGGACUGCGCUUGGACAAGCCGCUUCCCUGCGUCUCCAGCACUGCCGGCCCUGUGUGCUGUGGAGCAGUGAAAGUGCAGACAGCACAGUGUUCAGUGUGGUUAAGUUUAAAAACCACUAACUUGGUUCAGUCAGUGGAAAACUUUGGUAUGUUAGGAACCUGGGUAUGUGAACUGAAUUUGCAGAUGAGGUGUUCUAAUGAAAAAAUGUUUUUAAUUUUUAAAGUCUUAAGAAACAAUGUUCUGAUAAUUUAAUGUUCAAAUUGAGAUGUCUCCAGCCGGGCCCAGUGGCUUACGCCUGGAAUCCCAGCACCUUGGGAGGCUGAGGUGGGUGGAUUGCUUGAGCCCAGACAUUAGAGACAGGAUUGGGCAAUGUAGUUAGAUGAAGUAUCUCAAAAAAAUAAGUAGCCGGGCAUGA